Cygnus olor (mute swan) is the source of this 3467-nucleotide messenger RNA. It is a transcript of the gene TRIL, whose product is annotated as TLR4 interactor with leucine rich repeats. The coding region runs from base 431 to 2722 and encodes 763 amino acids. NCBI's taxonomy places the organism in Eukaryota, Metazoa, Chordata, Aves, Anseriformes, Anatidae. Gene Ontology annotation, molecular function: protein binding. The record is from RefSeq and is a predicted model, not a curated record. The transcript has a single exon. Gene Ontology annotation, cellular component: extracellular matrix.
CCCCGCUCCCUCAGGGCACGCAGUGUGGGAAGUACGAAUUUCCGCUGAGUUUUCUCGGCGACUUUCGGAGCUCGUCUUUCUCCAGCUCCCCGCUCCGCCCGCCUCUCCCCCCCGCAGCCACCGCGCUCCGCCCGCCCUCUCCGCCCCCGGGAGAGCCGGCGGAGCAGCGGGCAGCCUCUCCUCGGCUCCUCUCCGCUCCUCCAGGCAGCCUGCAGCCCUCCCCGACGCCCCUUGCCCACGGCCGGCUCGGGCGACGGGAGCCCAUGGUGCCGGGCACGGCGAGCCGCGGCCGCCUCGGCGUCUGCCUGCCCGGCGGGGAGCUCGGCCCGGCGCGGAGCCGAGGAGGGGCCGAUUAGCAGCCGCCCAGGAGCGGUGGGAUGCCGGAGAGACCCCGAGCCGCUGGGGGAAGCUGCCCACGGCUCGUCCCGGGAUGGGGGCGCCGCGCCGGGUCCGCCUGAUGGGGCUGCGGCGGGUGCUGUGGGGCUCCGUCCCCCUCUUCCUCCUGCUGCUGCCCGCGGCCGAGCCCAUCUGCCCCGAGCCAUGCGACUGCCAGCAGCACCAGCACCUCCUCUGCACCAACCGGGGCCUGCGCUCCGUGCCCAAGGCUGCCGAGCCCCAGGAUAUCCUCACCUACAGCCUAGGGGGCAACUUCAUCGCCAACAUCUCCGCCUUCGACUUCCACCGCCUGGCAGGGCUCCAGCGCCUGGACCUGCAGUACAACCGGAUCCGCUCGCUGCACCCCAAGGCCUUUGAGCGCCUGGGCCGGCUGGAGGAGCUCUACCUGGGCAACAACCUGCUGCCGGCGCUGGCCCCUGGCACCCUCAGCGCCCUGGCCAAGCUGCGCAUCCUCUAUGUGAAUGCCAACGAGAUCGGCCGCCUCAGCGCCGCCUCCUUCUCCGGCCUCGGCAGCCUUGUCAAGCUGCGCCUGGACGGCAAUGAGCUGGGCUCGCUGGGUGACUCCACUUUCUCGGGGCUGCCAAACUUACUCUACCUGCACCUGGAGUCCAACCGCAUCCGCUGGCUGAGCCGCGGUGCGUUCACCGGCCUGGCCAAGCUGCGCUUCCUUGACCUGUCUGGGAACAAGCAGAGCUCCCUUCGCCACCCAGACAUCUUCGGACCGCUGCGCUCCCUCCACACCCUGCUGCUGGCCAGCAACAGCCUGCAGCAACUGACAGGGGGGCUCUUCCAGCACCUGCCCAGCUUGGCAAAGCUCUCGCUCAGUGGCAACCGACUGUCUCACCUGGCACCAGAUGCCUUCACAGGGCUGGGCUCGCUGAAGGAGCUGCGUCUGGAGGGAAACCUGCUGAGCCACCUGCCUGCUGCCCUCCUAGAGCCGCUGAGCAGCCUGGAGGCGCUGGAUCUGAGCCGCAACGCGCUGACCGCCCUGCACCCAGCCACUUUCAGCCCCCUUGGUCAUUUGCGGGAGCUCAGCCUCCGAGACAACGCGCUGGCCACCCUUCCUGGUGACAUCUUUGCCUCCAGCCCAGCCCUCUACCGCCUGGAGCUGGAGGGGAACGCCUGGAGCUGUGACUGCCGCCUCCAUGGCCUGAAGCACUGGCUGGGGGCCUGGCACUCCCAGGGCCGCCUGCUCACCGUCUUCGUGCAGUGCAGCCUGCCGCCCACCCUGGCCGGCAAGUAUCUUGACUACCUGCAGGAUGCCCAGCUGCUGCCGCCGCCUGAUGGCAGCCCCUGCCUCGAUGGUGCCUCUCCCUCCUCCGCGUCCCCCCCUGCAGCCGCUGAGGGACUCGGCAGCAACAGCAGUGGCGGUGGCAUGGUUCUGCCCCACGGUCCCCCAGGGGCACCGCCGUCUGCCUCCACUGCCCACCUGCUGGGUGCCCCUGAGGGCAAGGUGGCGGUGCCAAUAGGUGUGACGGCUGUGCCAAGCCCCACGCCGCCACUGCCUGCCCGCCCAGCAGCCUCCAGGCCGGCGCUGCCCAGUGCAGCCUGGCCCCGUCGUGCCGGCAAGCCCCGCUCUGCACCGUCUGCCGGGGGCCCACCACUGGUGUCCGACCCAUGCGACUUCAACAAGCUGUUCCUCUGCAACCUGUCGGUGGAAGCGGUGGGCUCCAGCUCGGUGACGGUGCGCUGGGCCGUGCGGCCGCACCGCAGCCCCCGCCUGCUGGGCCCAGCACGGUUCCGCCUGCUCUUUGACCGUUUUGGUGCCGCUGUCAAGUUCCAGCGCUUCGUCUACCUGCCGGAGCGCGGGGAGCCGGCCGCCACCCUGCGGGAGCUCCGCCCGGACACCCCUUACCUCGUCUGCGUCGAGGGCAUUCUUGGUGGCCGUGUAUGCCCGGUGGCACCACGGGACCACUGUGCAGGGCUGGUCACCCUGCCCGAGGGCAGCGCGGCGUCGGGUGGGCCCCAUGGCCCUGACCAGCAGCUGCUCAUGCUGGUGCUGCUGGCAGUGAACGCGCUGCUGCUCUUUGCAGCGCUGGUGGCCUGGGCCUCCCGCCUGCUGCGGAAGAAGGUGUUGGGUCGUCGGCGGCGGAAGGCGGCCCCUGUCCACGUCCGGCAGCUCUACUCCACUCGCCGGCCGCUCCGCUCCAUGGGCACUGGUGUCUCCGCCGACUUCUCAGGCUUCCAGUCCCACCGGCCGCCCCGUGGUGCCGCCUGUGCCCUCAGCGAGGCAGACCUCAUUGAGUUCCCCUGCGAGCGCUUCAUGGACAGCAGCGGCGGCGCCCGGCAUGGCGAUGACCACCUGCUCCAGCGCUUCGCUGACUGACCCCGCCCAACUACAGCUCCUGGCAUGCCCCGUGAGGGAGGAGGGUGGCAGUUGGGCGCUGCCAUGUGGCAAGACUUGCUGGGAGCUGUAGUCAGCAUGGCGAGGCGAUUGUUGGUUCAUGAGGGGAUGGUACAGGUCCCGCGGGUCGUGGCCUGCAAGAGGGAGAGCUCUGGCGCUGCUGCUGCUGCCUUCAGCCACCACCUGGCCCUUACCGCAGGCAGGGACAGGAGCCAGCUGUGAGACGUGCUUACUCAGUCGCCUCUGAGGUCUCCGUUUCCUCAAAAAUCAUCACUAACCCAAACAAAAGCCCUGACCAUGAGUGUAACUGUUCUUUGGUGAGGAGGGCAAACCGUCGGGAGCUGCAGUGAACAGCAGCUGGUGCCUCCCUUGUGCCAACUCAGAGCCAUACGUCUAAGUGUUAUCUUUUACAGGUGUUUUUUUCAGACUGCAGUUGGGAUGGUAGUUAACAAUGAGCAGCCCAGCCUCAUGCAAGGGCGGUCUGAACUGACGUUUUCAAGGCACCUAAUAAAAAAUGUGGACUAAGUGUCUUUUAACAUUGCUACUCGUGAACUGUGCAAGCUGGAAGUCAGUCAGAAGGAUGAUGGAAAUAUAUGUUUUGUGCUGGACGGUUUGAAUGCUGUGCCAUUUUAACUCAAAUUGAAUGUGAGGCAAUUUAAUGUGUGCGAAUGUGUUUUCGUACUUUUUUUGUAAACGGGAAACAAUAAUGCAGCUGGUUAGUUUUACA